GGGUGCGUGGAGAUCACUCGACAACUUUUGAGCACUGCUUGCAGUGUGUUGACCUAGAUAAAACUCAGAAAAAGCUGGUCAACAAACCCAAGCACAAAACCUGGCUCAGAGCUUGGGUGUUUACGGGCAGCAGACAAGCUAGCUUUUUUUUCUGGACAAAAUAGAUUCCCUAAACAAGCAGGGAUCAGGAAAAGGGGCUAUGAUGUGGCCCAACUUUUUCCUUCAGGACCGGGAGCAGCGCAUAGCCAUGCGCAGGAGGGGAGAGACCCCACGGCAGAAAGUUCUGGCUGACGAGCAGGAAGGCAAGAUCAAGCUGGCAUUCUUUGUGGCCAUUGUGGGGAUGACCCUGACGGUGCUGGCGGUGGGCACAGAAUUCUGGGUGGAACUCAACACCUACAAGCAGAACCAUUCCGCCAUCUGCGAGGCUGCCCACUUCGGCUUGUGGAAAUUCUGCUAUAAGAAACUCUGGGUCUACGAUGUGGGAGAAGAGAGAGACACAUGCGGGCCUGCAGAGCUACCUGGUGAAGCUAACUGUUCUUAUUUCAAAUUCUUCACCACUGGGGAGAAUGCCAACAUCUUCCUAAGGACUACAAAAAAGGAACUCAACAUCACGGCAGCCGUUGUGUCCCUCCUCAGCAUCACCUUGAUGGCCAUGGGAUCCCUCUGCAUCACAAUGGCCCUGAGCAAAGGAGUUGAGUUUCUCCUGAAGCCAGCAUCGUGCUUCUUUAUAAUAUCAGGACUGAUGGUGUUGGUGACUUUGGAGAUUUUCCGACAAUCGGUCCGGUGCCUGAUCACCUCCAAUGAGACCAUCCCACUGGAAUAUGAGUAUUCCUGGUCUGUGGCUUGUGCAGUGUCUGCAGGAGCAAUUCUGAUCUUUGGGGGAACCUGCUUCAUCCUAUUGUCUAUCCCAGGUUUGCCCAAAAAGCCUUGGGAAUAUUGCAUCAAAAAGAGAAGCACCAGUGAACAUACUUCCUAAAAA
This is a messenger RNA of Protobothrops mucrosquamatus (brown spotted pit viper), 979 nucleotides long. RefSeq names its product voltage-dependent calcium channel gamma-6 subunit. The record is from RefSeq and is a predicted model, not a curated record. The transcript is spliced from 4 exons. Lineage: Eukaryota; Metazoa; Chordata; Lepidosauria; Squamata; Viperidae. Gene Ontology annotation, cellular component: L-type voltage-gated calcium channel complex; membrane. Gene Ontology annotation, molecular function: calcium channel regulator activity. Gene Ontology annotation, biological process: regulation of calcium ion transmembrane transport via high voltage-gated calcium channel; calcium ion transport. The coding region runs from base 200 to 976 and encodes 258 amino acids.